AUGGCUAUACCAACAUCAACAUUUGCAGCCGAGGGUCUCGCCAGAACUAUUCGAGUAGCAAUUAGACAAACGACAGAAGCCGUUACAAGUGCUCCGACAGCCACCGGCGUGGACUUCUUGACUACAGAACAUAUCACUAUCGACGGAUUCACCAAUGCUCACGCAACGAACCCUGCAAAGACGAUAGACGUCGUAAUACCCACAUGUAUCCAGACUAUAGAACCAGACGCCAAUGGAUAUCUACCUCCGGGAACAUGCCAUGCUCUUUGGGACUACUACCCAAGCUUCUCGGCCGCCAUGGCCUUUACAAUUAUCUUCGGAUUGUUGACGGUUGCUCAUCUAUACCAAAGCAUAGCGUAUAGGAAGAAAUUCUGCUGGGUUAUCGUGAUGGCUAGUUUCUGGGAAACCAUGGCCUACCUGUUCCGCACCGUCAGCACUCGUUACCAGUCGAACACAGCUAUAUACCUAGUAUUCCAAAUCUUCAUUCUGCUGUCGCCGUUAUGGGUAAACGCUUUCGACUACAUGGUCCUCGGCCGGAUGAUUUACUUCUUUGCCCCUUCGCGUAAGGUAUUCGGCAUACCAGCGCCAACAUUAGCUGCGGCUUUCGUUACUUUCGACUUCGUCGCCUUCUGCAUACAGCUCGCGGGCGGUUCCAUGGCAGGUCCAACUGCACCCGAAGACGAACAAUUGAGGGCCAUUCACAUAUAUAUGGGCGGUAUUGGGCUACAGCAAUUUUUCAUCGUCGUGUUCGUCGCGUUCGCGGUCAAGUUCCAGUUGGAUAUGCGCAAUGUGAAUCCUCCCAGGAAUUUACAGACUAGUUGGAGGUCUGGCUGGCGCCCGCUGCUGCUUACGCUGUAUGCAUCUUUAACGUGCAUUACUAUUCGCAUUAUAUUUCGAUUAGUUGAAUUUUCGUCUGGGUCAACUGGAGUAUCUAAUCCUUUAUUGACCAACGAAACAUACUUUUAUGUUCUUGAAGCCAUGCUAAUGCUUCUAGCUAUUCUCUCAUUCAACGUUAUCCAUCCGGGGACUGUCUUAGUCGGACCGGAGUCUGAAAUGCCCGGGUUCUUUUCUACGUGCACGGGCUUCUUUCGGAGAAGAAAGGAGUUCAAGAGGUUGGACGAGUCUGAUAAUGAGAUGUCUAUCUUACGGGCGUAA
Messenger RNA from Annulohypoxylon maeteangense, 1155 nucleotides. RefSeq names its product RTA1 like protein-domain-containing protein. NCBI's taxonomy places the organism in Eukaryota, Fungi, Ascomycota, Sordariomycetes, Xylariales, Hypoxylaceae. Gene Ontology annotation, cellular component: membrane. The transcript has 5 exons. The coding region runs from base 1 to 1155 and encodes 384 amino acids. The record is from RefSeq and is a predicted model, not a curated record.